Messenger RNA from Macrosiphum euphorbiae (potato aphid), 573 nucleotides. NCBI's taxonomy places the organism in Eukaryota, Metazoa, Arthropoda, Insecta, Hemiptera, Aphididae. The record is from the annotation of a GenBank genome assembly.
AUGGACAAAGUUGCGAAACUUGAGUCAGGUUCAACUACUAACAUUGCAUCUAAUACCGUCUCACAAGUGCUACAGGAGACUUUUGAGCGUGAAAGAUGUUCUUAUAAUGUACUUGCUUAUGGUGUCACAGAGUCACUUUCUUCAAAUAUUGCUGAACGUAUUAAAAACGACAAGGAAACUUUUCAAAAAUUACUCGAAGAAAAUUCGAUUGAGCCCUCUCAUGGCUCCAAAUAUUUUCGGCUCGGUAAAGCUCGUUCUGAUUAUGUCCGCCCUCUCAAAGUUAUUUUUACUUCAAAAGAAGAUGCAACUAAACUAAUUAUGUCCUUUGCUGAGUUAAAAAACCAAGGGGUAUCAAUUACACAGGGAUUUCGAGUUGUCAAGGACAAGACCAAACUCCAACGGGAACUACUAAAAUCAUGCCACUCGGAAAUUGACCAUAGGACUAGCAAUGGUGAAUCUGGGCUUUCCAUCAAGUAUGUUAACGGUUCUCCGAAAGUGAUCUCGAAUGGGUCAAAAAACGGUGUUCACCCUCGGCGACUAACCGAUCCGAAGUCCAACGCCCAAAUCAACUAG